Molecule: messenger RNA, 2977 nt
Organism: Aegilops tauschii subsp. strangulata
Lineage: Eukaryota; Viridiplantae; Streptophyta; Magnoliopsida; Poales; Poaceae
Source: RefSeq, a predicted model, not a curated record
CGGCAGUGUCGCAUGGAGAAGGAGAACCAUGUGUGUCAACCUAGUAGUACCUGACCGCACAACUGGCUCGUAAUUGUGGUGGCCGACAUUGCACCGUGCAGAGCAUCCAUCCGUAUCCACAUGCAAGUAAAGAGCCGGGCUUCUUUUCUGAACACUGAAGCUGAGUCUAGAUCUCCCUCAAAAAUGUUUUGGGUGGAGCUGCGUGCACACGGAUGUACGUGUGGUGCGUGCUCAUCAGUCAUCAGUCAUCACUCAUCGUGCCGCGGCGGCCACACCUACUUCGAGUGGCCAGACAAAUUCGGGUCGACCCAUGAUCGAACGAAGGACAAGGACGAGACGCCACGCCACGUCCAAGGGAACCAUUUCUGAUUUCCCGGUGGUCAUUUUCGAUCGUUAGGUGCACGGGGCAGAAUAGAUAGAUGCACAUGCAGCCGGUCGAUCCAUGGACCACCCAAGCUCCAGCCACAAACACAUGGACACUAGCUAGCUACGGUUUUUUAUUUUCUAACGCACUACAGACGCAGACGCUCAUAUUGUACAUACUCAGUCGUCUGAGUAGUGUAUGUACACAUACCGACACACGUACGGCGUGUAUAUUUAGCCAUUUCGCUCUCUGCAUGUGGAGCAGGCUACGGUAGUGCGGGCUAUGAAAGCUCGUGGAUGUACGUUCUCCUACUUCCUCCGCCACAAAUAUACGGUGUUCGAACUUUUUCUAUCCACAAAAGCGUUUUACUGCGAAAGCAAUCGCUCACACAUGUUUACUCCACAUGGCCGGUCCAGUGAGUGCUCUGUCCCCGUUUUCACUUUUGUGUGUUUCUAUCAUUUUCUUUUUACAUUUUCCACUUAUAUUUCUUUUUUCCGCAAAAAAUCAAUAUUUCUUUUUUCAUUCCUCCUAUUCUGUUUUUGCGGGGGUUCAUUUGUCUAUUACACUUCAAUAUUUUUGUUACUUUUCUUCUUUUGGGGAGAUGCGAGGACACUUUUUUUGAAAUGUUAAGGUUUUUUCUUCUUUUAUAUAUGAAUGUCUCCGUUAAGAUUUAAAUUAUAUAUAUAUGGAUAAUUAUUUAAUAUAUGAAUGGUUUUCUCUAAUACAUGAACAUUUUCUUUAAUAUAUGAACAUCUUCCCUAGGCAUGGAGCUCCAGAACUGGUAGGGGUACGAAACGGUCUGCACCUAGGGAGAUGCGUCUGGACCGUCGACAUCCCAUGGCAUGGUUAGAUACACGGCCAAUCACCAUGAACCGCCAUCAGAGGAGCAUGCUGCCUAGCCCUGGCUGGCGUGAGGUGGCACGGCUCUCUCGGCUAUGGCAACUACACAGCGCGGUGCCCAACACCCGCACGAUAAAUGAGCCAGACCAGCGGCGGUGCGCAGGGGAAGCAUAUCUACUUGAAAAGGAGACUACUUGAACAAGUGAAAUGGAAGGAAGGCAUGAAAGUUUGAUCUACCAACAUAGAGUCUGCCACUCCCAGGAAGAAGAAAUUUGCUACUUUGGCUCAUCAGUUGCUUGGCAUGGGAAGCGCGCUAGAGACACUGUGCGGGCAGGCGGUGGGUGCGGGGCAGGUGGACAUGUUGGGCAUCUACAUACAGCGCUCCUGGAUCAUCUGCGGCGCCACCGCGCUGGCCCUCGUGCCAACCUACGUUUUCACGGCGCCCAUCCUACGGGCCCUCCACCAGCCUGCCGCCAUCUCCGCCGUCGCCGGCCGGUACACACGAUGGGUCGUCCCGCAGCUGUUCGCCUACGCCGCCAACUUCCCGCUGCAGAAGUUCUUACAGGCGCAAAGCAAGGUCUGGGCCAUGACCUUCAUUUCUGGCGUGGGGCUCGCCCUCCACGUCGCGCUCAACUACGUCUUCGUCACGCGCCUCGGUCAUGGCCUAUUCGGAGCCGCCAUGAUCGGGAACGUCACCUGGUGGAUCAUCAUCCUCGCGCAGUUCACCUACCUCGUCUCGGGCUGCUUCCCGGAGGCGUGGAAGGGGUUCUCGAUGCUCGCCUUCAACAACAUCGCCGCCUUCGUCAAGCUGUCCCUCGCCUCCGCCGCCAUGCUCUGGUUGGCAGAUACACGAACUUAAUUGAAAUCAACAUCUUGGAGGUCUGGUACUACACUGCAGUGCUCAUCCUUGUGGGUCUCCUGAAGAAUGCUCAACUCGAGGUUGACAUCAUGUCAGUCUGCAUCAACUACCAGCUCUGGGCCGUGAUGGUUGCACUAGGCCUAAAUGGAGCAGUGAGCGUUAGGGUGUCGAAUGAGCUGGGUGCGAACAAGCCAAAGGCGGCCAGGUUCUCGGUGAUCAUUGCGGUGUCAACGUCCGCCGCCAUCGGUGCAGUCUUCCUGGCCGUGUUCCUCGCCUGGAGGACUGAGCUGCCGCGGUUCUUCAGCGACAACGAGGAGGUGGUGAGCGAGGCUGCCAAGCUCGGCUACCUUCUUGCAGCAACCAUCUUCCUCAACAGCAUCCAGCCUGUGCUCACAGGUGUGGUGAUAGGAGCAGGGUGGCAGACGCUUGUUGCCUUCAUAAACAUUGGAUGCUACUACUUGGUUGGCAUCCCACUGGGAUUCCUCUUUGGCUUCAAGCUUAAACUUGGCGCACUGGGAAUUUGGGCGGGCAUGUCCAUUGGCACGCUGCUGCAGACUGUUGUACUUCUCAUAAUUUGCUUCAGAACCAAGUGGAAGAAACAGGCUAUGUUGGCCGAAGGGAGGAUAAGGGAGUGGGGAGGAAGCAGCGAAACAUUGCCGGCGGCGACAAACGGUGGCAUCGAUAGAUGAUUAGAUGGUUCCUGCAUGCAGAUUGGACAAUGCUAUUUAUAUGUACAUGGAAAACACAUACUAUAUAUGUAGACUGUAGAACUAAUUAACCUGGACGAAUUAAGAUUGAUCCAAUGUAUACCUCGACUUCGUCAUUGGGGAAAUCGGUCUUUUAGGAUUUGUUUGGAUCGAAGAAAAAUGAAAUCAACUACUAAUUCCUACUUUAAUGAGAAUUAGAAUUGGGAA